AAUGAGUGUGAGUCCCCUCACCGGCCGUGCCCGCUGGGGCGAAGCUGCUACAACGCUAUCGGCUCCUACUCCUGCCUCCCCAUGCCCAUCAGCUGCCGUGUCGGUUACCGGGCCAGUGAGGACAACGCUCGCUGUGUGGAUGUGGACGAAUGCCGGGACAACUCCCACCACUGCCACGCCGAACAGGUUUGCCGGAACGUUCCGGGCAGCUACAGGUGUGACUGCCGACUGGGGUACCGGGGCGACCCUGUCACCUGGGGCUGUGUAGACAUUAAUGAGUGCCAUCGGUACCAGGGCCGGAUCUGUGCCCAGCUCUGCAUCAACACCCCUGGCUCCUAUCAGUGCGGCUGCAACGUGGGAUUCCGCUUGGCCCCAGACGGCCAGACCUGUGCAGACGUGGACGAGUGCCAGAACAGCCCCUGCAGCCACGACUGCCUCAAUGUGCUGGGAUCCUUUGAGUGCCGAUGCCAGAGGGGAUUCACCCUCAGCCCCACCGACAGAACGGCCUGCCUGGACAUUGAUGAGUGCUUACUGUCCUCCCCAUCUCUCUGCGCCUAUCAGUGCAUUAAUACACCGGGCUCCUUCACAUGUAGAUGUCCUGACGAGGGCUACGUACUCUCACCCAACGGAAGGAAUUGCAAAGACCUCGACGAAUGUAAACUUGGGACACACAACUGCUCAGCUGACGAGAGCUGCUUCAAUAUUCAGGGCACAUUUAAGUGCCUCUCCUUCGAGUGCCCUGCCAACUACAGGAGAGUGGGACAGACCCAGUGUGAACGCGUGUCGUGCCGGGAUUACGUGGAAUGCCAGAUGGUCCCACGGACAAUCACCUACUACCAAUUGAGCCUUCCCACCAACGUCCGGGUGCCGGCCGACGUCUUCCGCAUGAGCCCCACACCGGUGCGCGCCGGUGACAACAUCCUGCUGUCCAUCACCGGGGGGAACGAGGCCAUGUUCUUCGGCACCCGCCGCCUCAACCCCUACAUGGGCUACGUUUACCUGCGGCUCCCGCCGCGUCAGCCCCAAGACUUCCUGCUGGACGUCGAGAUGACACUAAUCCGCCAGGCAGCGGCCACCAAGUUCCUCGCCAGAAUCUACAUCUUCAUCACGGCCCCUCUGCUCUGAGUCCACGUGCUCCUGCUUCCCUACUGCUCUAUGUAACUGUACCACCACCCCACCUCCCCCGUGACCCACCCUCAGAGAUCAGCAGAUUGAUGUGGCUGUUGAUCUGCGCAAGAGCCCACAGUUAUUCACUCAGACCCCAAAAGUGUGUGAUGGGACAGUGUGGAGGGUGAUUCACUCUGUGUCUGUCCCCGGGAGUGUGUGAUGGGACGGUGUGGAGGGAGUUUCACUCUGUGUCUGACCCCUGGAGUGUGUGAUGGGACGGUGUGGAGGCUGUUUCACUUUGUGUCUGACCCCGUGAGUGUGUGAUGUGACGGUGUGGGGGGAUUUUCACUUUGUGUCUGUCCCCGGGAGUGUGUGAUGGGAUGGUGUGGAGGGAGAUUCACUCUGUGUCUGACCCCUGGAGUGUGUGAUGGGACGGUGUGGAGGCUGUUUCACUUUGUGUCUGACCCCGGGAGUGUGUGAUGGGAUGGUGUGGAGGGAGAUUCACUCUGUGUCUGACCCCGGGAGUGUGUGAUGGGACGAUGUGGAGGGAGAUUCACUCUGUGUCUGACCCCUGGAGUGUGUGAUGGGACAGUGUGGAGGCUGUUUCACUUUGUGUCUGACCCUGGGAGUAUGUGAUGGGACGGUGUGAGGUGAGUUAAGUAGGCCAUUUGGCCCACAAUUUAUACAUCCCCAAGUCUAAGUGUACUAAUCCCAUGUGCCUGCAUUACUUUCGUCCCCCUUUCUGGCCUCACUCCACAUGCCCACUUGAUGGUACGUGUACAGGAAGAGACCCCAGCAUCUCUGUGCCGGCCUUGAUGCCAAAUGAAGCAAAAAUCCCUUCUGCCUGCACCUGAUCCACAUCAGUUCAAACACCACUAUUGCAUCUUCAGCCCAACCCUCCUCCUGUGUGAGGUACCUGCACCUUUCCUUUGAGGUUAACCCCGCUCACCUUAAAUACAUACCCUCUGAUAUGAGGUAUUUUGCCUCUAUCUCUCAACUUAUAUCUCUCUGUUAGUCUCUGAUGCUCCUGAGAAAAGUUUAUAUAACCUCUCCUGAUGAAGAGUUUAGGCCCAAAAUGUUGACUAUUCCACUCCACAGAUGCUGCCUGAACUGCUGAGUUCUCUUAUAUAGUAUUGUGCAAAACUGUGAAGCAUAUAUAUCUAGCUAAGGCUUCUGCACAGUACUGUAGUAAUUUUGUGUAUUGCUGCCACAAAAAAGGACAAAUUUCAUGACAUAUGUGAGUGAUGAUAAACCUGAUUCUGAUAUGGGUCUCUAUUGUGGACUGAGAGUGGGAAGGGGGCUGGG
Molecule: messenger RNA, 2412 nt
Organism: Hypanus sabinus (Atlantic stingray)
Lineage: Eukaryota; Metazoa; Chordata; Chondrichthyes; Myliobatiformes; Dasyatidae
Product: fibulin-1-like
Exons: 7
Coding region: 82-1125 (347 amino acids)
Molecular function (GO): calcium ion binding
Source: RefSeq, a predicted model, not a curated record